Messenger RNA from Tarenaya hassleriana, 5607 nucleotides. RefSeq names its product myosin-7. NCBI's taxonomy places the organism in Eukaryota, Viridiplantae, Streptophyta, Magnoliopsida, Brassicales, Cleomaceae. The coding region runs from base 290 to 5230 and encodes 1646 amino acids. The record is from RefSeq and is a predicted model, not a curated record. The transcript has 42 exons. Gene Ontology annotation, biological process: actin filament organization; vesicle transport along actin filament. Gene Ontology annotation, cellular component: actin cytoskeleton; vesicle; cytoplasm. Gene Ontology annotation, molecular function: ATP binding; actin filament binding; microfilament motor activity.
GAGCUGAAGGGUUUAAAGUCCCAACAAUCGCCGAGAAAUUUUUGUCUGCAGGACGAGAUGCGUGUAGCCUUCGUCGUCCUCAUUUUACGUCGAUCGAUAAUUUUGGGGGUCGGAGAGAGAGAAUGGUCGUAAUUUUUAGUCUCUGAUUGAUCGUGAGAUCCAUGUUUGGAAACUUUCCCUGGAAAUUUGUUUUCAUUGGUUUUCCCGGAAAAAAAUUGAUGUUUCCACCGUUGGAAUUGUUGAGUUGGGAUCAUUUGUAAGAAACAUCUGACAAGAUUCGGCCUUAAUAAUGGCUUCUUCAGUCAAGGUAACAGUAGGGUCACAUGUUUGGGUAGAGGAUCCAGAUGAAGCCUGGAUAGAUGGGGAAGUGGAAGAAGCUAAUGGUGAAGAGAUCAAAGUAAAGUGCUCGGGAAAGUCGGUUGUGGCAAAGGUAAAUGAUGUCUUCCCCAAGGAUCCUGAGUUUCCUGAACUUGGUGUGGACGACAUGACAAAGCUUGCGUAUUUGCAUGAACCUGGGGUUCUGCUGAAUCUGAAAUGCCGAUAUGAUGCUAAUGAAAUAUAUACAUACACAGGAAAUAUACUGAUAGCUGUGAAUCCCUUUAAAAGACUACCGCAUCUAUAUGACAAUGAGGUAAUGAAAAAAUAUAAGGGUGCGACUUUUGGCGAGUUGAACCCACAUCCUUUUGCGGUUGCUGAUUCUGCAUACAGGAAAAUGAUCAAUGAGGGAGUGAGCCAGGCGAUCUUGGUGAGCGGAGAAAGUGGUGCUGGGAAAACAGAGAGCACAAAGAUGCUUAUGAGAUACCUUGCAUACAUGGGUGGAAGAGAUGCAAGUGAAGGACGAUCGGUGGAGCAGCAAGUUUUAGAGUCCAAUCCAGUUCUUGAAGCUUUCGGGAAUGCAAAAACUGUCAGGAACAAUAAUUCAAGUCGUUUUGGUAAAUUUGUGGAGCUUCAGUUUGAUAAUAUGGGAAGAAUAUCCGGAGCAGCUAUCAGAACCUAUUUGCUAGAAAGGUCUCGUGUUUGUCAAGUAUCUGAUCCUGAAAGAAACUAUCAUUGCUUUUACAUGCUUUGCGCUGCACCAGAACAGGAAACUGAGCAGUUCAAAUUAGGGAAACCAAGCACAUUUCACUAUCUAAAUCAAUCAAAUUGUUACGCAUUGGAUGGAGUUGAUGAUUCCAAGGAAUACGUCGCUACAAGGAAAGCUAUGGACGUUGUUGGGAUCAGUUCCGAAGAACAGGAUGCAAUUUUCCGCAUAGUGGCUGCAAUUCUUCAUCUAGGGAACAUCGAGUUUGUUAAGGGAGAAGAAUCGGAUGAUUCAGAGCCAAAGGAUGACAAAUCCCGGUUUCAUCUCAAAAUGGCUGCUGAUCUUUUCAUGUGCGAUGAGAAAGCCUUAGAAGAUUCCUUGUGCAAACGGGUCAUAGUGACUCGCGAUGAAAGCAUAACAAAGUCACUUGAUCCCGAUAGUGCAGCUCUAAGCAGAGAUGCUCUUGCGAAGAUUGUAUAUUCUAGACUGUUUGAUUGGCUUGUGAGCAAAAUCAACAGUUCAAUUGGCCAAGACCCAGAUUCAAAAUACAUUAUUGGAGUUCUGGAUAUUUAUGGAUUCGAGAGUUUCAAGACAAACAGCUUUGAACAAUUUUGUAUAAACUUGACAAAUGAGAAGCUGCAACAGCAUUUUAACCAGCACGUGUUCAAGAUGGAGCAAGAAGAAUAUACAAAAGAAGAGAUUGACUGGAGUUACAUAGAGUUCAUAGAUAACCAGGAUGUCCUUGAUCUUAUUGAAAAGAAACCUGGUGGCAUCAUUGCCCUUCUGGAUGAGGCUUGCAUGUUUCCGAGAUCAACUCAUGACACAUUUGCACAAAAGCUAUACCAGACAUUUAAAGACCACAAGCGUUUCACUAAGCCAAAGUUGGCUCGUACAGACUUUACCAUUUGCCAUUAUGCUGGUGAUGUCACAUAUCAGACAGAGCUAUUUUUGGACAAGAACAAAGACUACGUUGUUGGGGAACAUCAAGCUGUCCUGAGCUCCUCAAAUUGCUCAUUUGUUUCAGCUUUGUUUCCACCGCUGCCAGAGGAAUCUUCCAAAACAUCAAAGUUCUCAUCAAUAGGUUCUCAGUUUAAGCAACAACUGCAAUCAUUGCUUGAGACGUUGAACACCACUGAGCCACACUACAUACGAUGCGUUAAACCAAAUAACGUUCUAAAGCCAGAAAUCUUCGAGAAUGUUAAUAUUCUGCAUCAACUUAGGUGUGGGGGAGUCAUGGAAGCCAUUAGGAUCAGUUGUGCUGGAUAUCCUACAAGAAGGCAUUUCAACGAAUUUUUAGCCCGAUUCCGCAUCUUGGCCCCAGAAGCCACAAAUGGAAGCUACGAUGAAGUUGACGCGUGCAAAAGGCUGCUAGCAAAAGUGGACCUCAAAGGUUUUCAGAUUGGGAAGACAAAGGUGUUUCUUAGGGCAGGUCAGAUGGCAGAAUUGGAUGCUCACAGAGCUGAAGUUCUAGGCCGAUCAGCAACAAUUAUACAGAGGAAAACACUUACAUAUCUAUCACGGAAAAAGUUUCUGUUGUUGCAGUCAGCUUCAAUAGAAAUCCAAGCUUUGUGUAGAGGAGAAGUUGUACGUUUUCAGUUUGAGGCCAUGAGAAGAGAAGCUGCUUGUCUGACAAUUCAGAAGCAGACACGGACAUAUAUUUGCCAGAAAGCAUACAAGAAACUAUGGUUUUCAGCUGUUACAGUUCAGUCAGGAAUACGUAAAAUGGCUGCUCAAGUUGAACUUCAGUUCAGGAAGCGAAGCAAAGCUGCAGUCAUUAUUCAGAGUCAAAUCAGAAGAUGUUUGUGUAAUCGGCGCUACAUAAGACUGAAGAAAGCUGCGAUAACUACUCAAUGUCACUGGAGAGUAAGAGUUGCACGCAGAGAAUUGCGGAAGCUUAAAAUGGCUGCUAAAGAAACUGGAGCACUUCAAGAUGCUAAGACUAAGCUAGAAAAGCAAGUAGAAGAACUAACGUCAUUCUUGGAGCAUGAGAGACAGAUGAGGACCGAGCUUGAAGAAACCAAAACUCAAGAAAUCAAAGCAUUACAAUCAGAGUUGACUGAUAUGAAAGUCCAGCUUGGGGAAACUCAAGAAACCAAAAGUGAGGAGAUCUUAAAAUUGCAGUCUGCUUUACAAGACAUGCAUGUAGAGUUGGAAGAACUCACUAAGGAACUGGAGAUGACGAAUGAUCUUGCUGCUGAAAAUGAACAGCUCAAAGAGUUGGUGUGUUCAUUGCAAAAGAAAAUUGAUGAAUCUGAGAACAGAUAUGAAGGAACAAGCAAACUCAGUGAAGAACGAAUGAAACAGGGGGUUCCGAUUAUUGAUCAAGGGGCAUUCAGCAAACUUGAAGCUGAAAAUGAACAACUGAAGGUGUUGGUGAGUUCAUUGGAGAAGAAAAUUGAUGCACUGGACAGAAAACAUGAUGAAACAAGCUCAAACAUCACAGAAAAGCUGAAGGAGAAUGUUUCAUUUGAUCACGAGAGGAUGAGCAGACUUACGGUUGAGAAUGAACGGCUAAAGGCACUGUUGAGUUCCCUGGAGAAGAAAGUCGAUGAAAAGGAUGGAAAUUAUUUGUCAGAAGGACAAAGAGAGGAGACAAACAUGUCGAAAGAUGAGAAACUGACAGAGGACGAUUCGUUUGAUAAUGAAAGGGCCAAGAAACUUGCUGCUGAGAACAAUGAGUUAAACAAUCUGGUAGGUUCAUUGGAAAAGAAAAUAGAUGAAACAGAGAAGAAGUAUGAGGAAGCAAGUAGACUCUGUGAAGAGCGGCUGAAGCAAGUUUUAGAUGCAGAGUCAAAGUUAAUUGAUUUGAAAACAUCUAUGCAAAGGCUGGAAGAAAAGGUCUCUGACAUGGAAACAGAAGACAAAAUUCUCCGACAGCAGGCACUGCUCAAUUCAGCUUCCAGGAAAAUGUCUCCACAGUUGUCAUUUACCGGACCUCCGCCGCUGGAGAAUGGACAUCAUGAACCCCUUGCUCCUAUUCCAUCAAGACGGUUCGGGACAAUAUCUUUUAGACGAUCCAGGAUUGAGCGACAACCCCAUGAAUACAUUGAUGUUCUUCUUAAAUGUGUUUCACAAAAUGCCGGUUUCAGCCAUGGAAAGCCUGUUGCAGCCUUUACUAUAUACAAAUGUCUCAUCCACUGGAAGUUGUUCGAAGCAGAAAAAACCAGUAUAUUUGACCGAAUUGUACCGGUUUUUGGAUCUGCAAUAGAGAACCAGGAAGACAAUAAUCAUUUGGCAUAUUGGCUAACAAACACAUCAACGUUACUGUUCUUGCUUCAAAGAAGCCUGAAAUCUCAUAGCACAACAGGCUCGAGCCCCAAGAAACCUCCCCAGCCAACUUCUUUUUUUGGAAGGAUGACGCAGGGUUUUCGUUCGCCUUCUUCUGCCAACCUUUCAUCUGACAUAGUGCAACAAGUAGAUGCUAGAUAUCCUGCUUUACUUUUCAAACAACAGAUUACAGCUUACGUGGAAACAAUAUAUGGAUUAAUCCGAGAGAAUUUGAAGAGAGAACUGUCACCCUUAUUUUCUUCUUGCGUUAAGGAACCAACGGAUUCAUCAGAAGAGUCAUCUGAAGUGAAUUCACUGGCUAAGCCUUGGCAAGACAUCGUUGAACUUUUGAAUCAGUUUCUAAGCACGUUAAAGGAAAAUUAUGUUCCUCUGUUUCUUGUUCAGAAGAUCUUCAUCCAGACUUUCCAAUACAUAAAUGUUCAACUCUUCAACAACCUUCUCCCCCAUCCCGAGUGUUGCACAUUCAACAUGGGCAAAGAGGUCAAGGCUGGAUUAGAUGAACUAGAAUCAUGGUGUAACCAAGCGACCGAAGAGUUCAUAGGAUCUUCAUGGGAUGAACUCAGACACACAAGACAGGCCAUCGGGUUCCUGGUUACAGAGCAGAAAUCCUCGAUAACUUAUGAUGAUCUUACGACUAACCUCUGCCCGGUUCUUAGUACUCAGCAGUUGUAUAGAAUAUGUACCUUCUGCAAGGAUGAUGGUUGUGAAGAUCCGAGUGUAUCACCAGACGUGAUUUCAAACUUAAAACUACUAAUGACAGAUGAAGACGAAAAAAGCCGUUCGUUCUUGCUAGACGAUGAUUCCAGCAUCCCCUUCUCAACCGACGAAAUAUCGACAUGCAUGCAAGAAAAAGAGUUCACCAACGUAAAACCAGCUGCUGAGCUUGCUGACAACCCCAACUUCCCCUUUCUCAAGGAGUGAGUUGGGUUUCUACCUUGCACCUUGCAGCCAUUGAUUCGCUUCGAGAUGUACAUUAACCCCUUUUUUUAAGUUAGGUUUUGUAGAAUAUUCAUAGGUUCCCUCUCGUAGUUUGAAAGGGAAACGUGAGCUCGAGUAUACGUCUCUUGCGUUUUAAGUCACCAAGUUUUUCAUUCAUUUUGUUUGGGUUGAUUAGGUCAAAGCCAACCUUAUAAUUCACUUGUAGUCAAGAAAGCUGAAGCCUGAAGGCGGUCGCUUUGAAUCAAGGAUCAUGGAUUCAUUUCAUAGGUUUGAUUUUGGGCUACCUACCUAUGACGCCCAUUUUCGAUUUGGGGUUUUGAUUAUUUCUUAACAACACCAUCAUAAUUAUGUUUAAACUA